CCUAGCCGGGCCAUGAAAGAGAGCUCAGAGCUGCGCCGUUGCUUCUGACGCCGCCGCCGCCGCUACAACACAACCGCCUUCGCGUUAUAAGUUACAUGCGUUCGCUGCAGUGCACAAUUCGAUCGAAUAUACAGUGCGCGAGUGCGAGAGUUACAUAUGAGUGUGUGACAGUGCUACGACAACAAUUAAUAAUAAUAUAACGCAAGAAGUUAAAUAUUGCAAAUUGAUACAAAAGUGUCGAUAGUUCGUAGGGGCUUGACAGCGAUUCUCGACCUCUCUCUGCCCGUUGCACACCUUCAUAUCAGCAGCAGCAGCAGGAGUGGUAGUGUGUAUACAAGCCAGAGCCUUCUCGAAAGGGCAGCAACAAUUACUCGCUCUUGGUGGAAUAUCAAAAAGAGAAAGGACCCUCUCUGGUCCCGCGGAGAGGAGCAGAGGAGCUGCUGCUACCUUUUCUCUCGGCUGCACAUUCGCUUGCACACACGUAGUGUAUAGAGAUUGCAACUAUACGCGGAUUCUUCGUUUUGUUUUUUUUCUAUAAUAAUUUAUUGUACAGUGUUAGUGUAUGUUGCAUUCAUUUUGACGAAUGAGACUCAUCGUAAGUUCGCGAGAUUCAUUGCCGACUUUACAUGCGUCUCGGUACGAGAACAAGAAGAAGAAGAAGUAGAAGCAGAAGAACAGAAAGUCUGCUGCGCGUUGUGUGCCGUACUGUGCCACGAGAUCUUUAAUAUACAGUCUCGAGCUUAGCGAGACUCUGAAGAAAGAAUAAUAUAAACGCAAAUCAGCCGCCAAGAUGCUGAAGCUAUUCGGAGGACUGAAGGAAUACCUGAAGACGGCCGACGUCAGCACGGACUCGAUGGUCUUCAGGCUGCACAAUCACUUCACCUCGGUGCUGCUGAUGUGCUGCUCGGUCGUCAUCACCGCCACCCAGUUCGUCGGCAAUCCGAUCUCGUGCAUCGUGCCGUCGGCCCUGCCCAGCCAGCCGAUCAACACCUACUGCUGGAUCACCUCGACUUUCACCAUGCCGGACGCCUUCAAUCGUCAGGUCGGAGUGGAGGUGGCCCACCCGGGUAUAGCCAACGACUUCGGCGAAGUCGAGGCCAGGAAGUACUACACUUACUACCAAUGGGUCUGCUUCGUGCUCUUUUUCCAAGCGAUGUGCUGCUACCUGCCGCACUGGCUCUGGAGCAUCUGGGAGGGCGGCCUGAUCCAGCGUCUGGUUCUCGGACUGAGCCGUACCCUCGAGCACGAGGACUCGCUCAACAAGAAGAAGGCCGUGGUCAUGGAUUAUCUCAUCACUCACAUCAGAACUCACACGUCGUACGUAAUGCGUUACUUCGCCUGCGAGGCUCUCUGCCUGAUCAACAUCGUCCUGCAGAUGUACUUCAUGAAUCGCUUCUUCGACGGCGAGUUCCUCACCUACGGCCUCAGAGUGCUCAAUCUAUCGGACGUGCCGCAGGAGGAGCGAAUCGAUCCGAUGGUCUACAUAUUUCCGCGGGUCACCAAGUGCAUCUUCCACAAGUACGGCGCCUCGGGCACCAUACAGAAACACGACUCGCUCUGCGUACUGCCGCUCAACAUCGUUAACGAGAAGACCUACAUUUUUCUCUGGUUCUGGUACUUGAUACUGACGGUCAUGCUCGUCGGCCUGAUGAUCUAUCGACUGGCCAUUAUAUUCGCGCCGAGCAUCCGGCCGAAAAUUCUCGAGUGGUCGUCGAGGCAGAUCGAGUACGAGACCUGCCAGAGCAUCACGAAGAAAGUUAGCUUGGGCGACUGGUGGUUGCUGUACAAUCUGUCCUCGAACAUCGACUCGCUGGUGUAUCGGGAACUGCUGAUCGAGCUCACCAAGAAGAUGAGCGAGCACAUGGUGCCGCUGAAUUCCUAGGAUAGGCUCUUGGCUGCGGCCAGGCUGCGGGCGACCGAGAAACCCAAGCGGUAAAUACGCCGAAUCCGUGCGGUGUAUGAUAAAGUUUAUUAAAUAUACCAAUUGCGACGAAUCGAUUGCGACAGAAAAACAAAAAAAAUGAAAGGAAUUGAGAGAAAGCAAUGAUCGAAUGAACGUGUGUGCCAAAUUUUUGUAGGCAAAAAAAAAAAAAAAAAA
Messenger RNA from Trichogramma pretiosum, 2098 nucleotides. RefSeq names its product innexin inx1 (gene ogre). Bases 791 to 1882 code for a protein of 363 amino acids. Gene Ontology annotation, molecular function: gap junction channel activity. The transcript is spliced from 6 exons. NCBI's taxonomy places the organism in Eukaryota, Metazoa, Arthropoda, Insecta, Hymenoptera, Trichogrammatidae. Gene Ontology annotation, cellular component: gap junction; plasma membrane. The record is from RefSeq and is a predicted model, not a curated record.